GAUAAUGUGUCCGUCAUAAUAAAUGGACCCGGAAGAAGAACCUCAACACCACCACAAACCAGUGGCCAUGUGCAGGAAGGCAGCGCUGCGGACGUGAAACACUGAAGGUGCCGACGUUGGACAGGACAAAUCUUGCUGUUCCCCAAUGCUGACAUCACCAGUGUCUCGGAACAAACUUCAAUUCGAUCUGUAAAGGUCUAUCUACCUACACCCCUCUACACACCACACAACCAACCAGCUCUAACCGGCACCUCUGAAACCCAAGAUGGCUACUAGAUUUAAUGCCCUGAUGGCUACGGUGGUCACCCUGUUGGGGGCCACCUUGGGAGGCCUGUUACUAUGGCGACAGCUAACCCUGAGGACACAGAAGAAGCGGCGUCUAGCUCCGGGUCAGAUAGGGGUCAGCACUGGUCCCGUAUCAGUGGAACAGCUGAGUCCUGUGAAACCAGAGCCUGUGGUUGUGGAGCCAGUCGAGUCCCAGCUAACCCCUGGUCAAAGCCUGGACCUCCUCCUGCCUGUUUCACUGCCCCCUGCUGACCAGCUCUUGGCAGUGCAGUCUGUGAUGGUGAGCUCUGAGGAGGAUUGGGAGCAGCUGUGGCCGUCGCUGCAAAAGGAGCUAUCAGUCUACCCCGUCCUCGGGCUGGACUGCGAAUGGGUGUCAGUGAAUGGUAAGUCGUCAGCUGUCUCCCUCCUCCAGAUGACUUCCUACUCUGGCCUGUGUGUGGUGGUGAGGCUACAGCUGCUCCGAGGAAGCCAGCAGGACUUUCCCCUCAGCUUGAAGGAGGUCCUCCGGGACCCCCAUGUCCUGAAGGUGGGCGUGGGCUGUUAUGAGGACGGGAAACGUCUGACCCGAGACUACGGUCUGUCUCUGGGGAGUACCGUGGACCUGAGAUAUCUCGCACUACGACAAAGGAAAGUAGUGCUCAACAAUGGUUUGAGCCUCAAGUCUCUGGCUGCUGACCUGCUCAAUGUGUCUCUGGAUAAAUCCAUGGCUCUACGGUGCAGUAACUGGGAGGCUGACCAGCUGACCCCAGAACAGAUAGCUUACGCAGCCCGAGACGCCCAGGUAUCCAUCGCCCUGUUCAUCCACCUGCUGGGCCUCAACUCAGACACCACGCCCUCACCUGACAGUGGGAGUGGCUAUACCCAGCUGGCCAAUCGCUGCCAGGGCCUGGUAGACACACCCUUCAGGGAGAGGGGUGAGGGAGAGGACGGUGAGAGGAAGAGGAAGAAGCGGCAGCAACCUACUUUGGAGACUGGGGACCAGCAAGUACCAGACCCCAGAAGGAACAACAGGAGAAAACCGCUCGGCGUGGGCUACGCUGCUAGGAAGUCUCCUCUUUAUGACAACUGCUUCCUCUAUGCCCCGGAUGGACAACCCCUCUGUACCUGCGACAAGAAGAAGGCCCAGUGGUACCUGGAUAAAGGAAUCGGAGUGAUGCAGAAUGAGGAGCCCUUCAUCGUGCGUCUGCUGUUUGAGCCUUCUGGACGUCCAGACUCCCAGCAAGACUACUACCUGACUGCCAAGGAGAACCUGUGUGUGGUGUGUGGCAAGAACAACUCUUAUAUCAGGAAGAACAUCGUUCCUCAAGAAUACAAACGUCACUUCCCCUCGGAGAUGAAGGACCACAACUCCCAUGACAUCUUGCUGCUGUGCACUUCCUGUCACGCGGCCUCCAACGUGCACGACGGCUUCCUGAAGCAGCAGCUGGCUGAUGAGUAUGGCACGCCCCAGGGGUGUGAGGAGGGCGUAUAUCUCCUGGAGGACUCUGACCGCAGGAGGGUUCGUUCUGCAGCCCGAGCCCUGCUCACCGUGGGGGCUGGGCUUCCAGAGGCCAGGAGAGAUGAGCUACAGAAGGUCAUAAGGUGCUUCUUCAACAACACUGACUUGGAGCUGACUCCUGAGACACUUCAGAGUGCUGCAGACCUGGAGACCAGGAUCUUCAAUGAGAGCUACAUUCCCCACGGGCUGAAGGUGGUGAAGGCAACCGCCGAGCAGGGCCUGAAAGGAUUAAUAGAGCUGGAGCGCCGCUGGAGGCAACACUUCCUGUCUACCAUGACACCUCGCUACCUUCCUUCUCUCUGGUCUGUCAGCCACAACCACAACAAGUUACUACGCACGUACGGAGAGGACCUUCCCAUCCAGCUUAACUGACCUACAGUCACCACACCACAGUCUGUUUCCCAGGCUACAUCUGUCUCGGUUUGUCUGGUUCUCAGGCUGGAUCUGUCUGGUUCCCAGGCUACAUCUGUCUCGGUUUGUCUGGUACCAGGCUGAUCUCAUCAGCUGUUGCAGCAGCCUCUACCUGGGGAUUACACAGUAUCCCAGAGAACAGACUAAUGCCUACAGGUGAAGGGUUGUAAUUCUGUGUGUUCAGUGCCUGCCAUCCUCAGUCUACUGUUGGCUGGACGAGGACAUCUGUUGCUCUGAUCUGAUUGUGGUGCCUUACAUGUUAAAUGCCAGACUGUGCUUGUGGGCUCAGCAGGAUGUAUUGGCUGCCUUACUGACAAGUUGGCACCCUGUUCUUUUAUAUAGUGUAGUACAUUUUGAGAUCUAGAGCCUGAGGAGAGAGACUGCCUUGUUGUUCUGACCGAGGUCAAAUAAUUCUGUGUCAAGAACACUAACUGGAGACGAUGGUGCAGAAUUCAUGACGAAAUCCUAUUGAAUAAAAACCUGAACCACUGGUUUAGGAUCCCAAUACUCUGAGUUACAGUGUCAAGGAAAACAAAACAUGAAGCUGACUGAAUUUCCUGAGGGGAAACAGCCCUAAUGCUGUCAACCAGAAUCACAUGUUUAUUUUCCUACAACAGACAAUAUUUUACAUCCAGUAGAUUUUAAUGACGCAAGAGUUCAGUCUGCUUUGUGUUUUCCUUGUUGCCAUGGAAAUACCAGGUAUAGUACUCUCACCACAGUGGUAUGGUGACGAUCCCUGCUAUGGGUCGGUUUCCCAGAUAUAAAACUAGUCCUAGCCAGAAAAUAGCGUAGGAGACUAGACUUCAUCUAGGCCCAGGAAACGGGCCCCAUACAGUGCAUUUGGGAAAGUCUUCAGACCCCUUGACUUUUCCCAUAUUUUGUUACAGCCUUAUUCUUCAAUGGAUUAAAUGGUUGUUUUUUUUUUUUCCCCUCAUCAACAUAUCCAUAUGACGUCGAUUUAGGAAGCACCCCACACAUCUCUAAUUGUACAACUGACUAGGUGUGUCCUCCCCCCCCUUCCUUUCUCAUAAUGACUAAGCAAAAAACUUGUUUUUAGAUACUUUUUUUGCAAAUGUAU
Oncorhynchus tshawytscha (Chinook salmon) is the source of this 3272-nucleotide messenger RNA. RefSeq names its product exonuclease 3'-5' domain containing 2. Gene Ontology annotation, cellular component: nucleus; cytoplasm. The record is from RefSeq and is a predicted model, not a curated record. The transcript is spliced from 11 exons. Gene Ontology annotation, molecular function: 3'-5' exonuclease activity; nucleic acid binding. NCBI's taxonomy places the organism in Eukaryota, Metazoa, Chordata, Actinopteri, Salmoniformes, Salmonidae. Gene Ontology annotation, biological process: nucleobase-containing compound metabolic process. The coding region runs from base 266 to 2155 and encodes 629 amino acids.